Messenger RNA from Thecamonas trahens ATCC 50062, 399 nucleotides. RefSeq names its product ubiquitin-60S ribosomal protein L40. Gene Ontology annotation, biological process: modification-dependent protein catabolic process; protein ubiquitination; translation. Gene Ontology annotation, molecular function: structural constituent of ribosome; ubiquitin protein ligase binding; protein tag activity. Gene Ontology annotation, cellular component: ribosome; nucleus; cytoplasm. Lineage: Eukaryota; Apusomonadida; Apusomonadidae. The transcript has 2 exons. Bases 1 to 399 code for a protein of 132 amino acids. The record is from RefSeq and is a predicted model, not a curated record.
AUGCAACUGGCCAUGCAGAUUUUCGUCAAGACCCUCACCGGCAAGACCAUCACCCUUGAGGUCGAGUCGUCGGACACCAUCGAGAACGUCAAGACCAAGAUCCAGGACAAGGAGGGCAUCCCCCCUGACCAGCAGCGCCUCAUCUUCGCUGGCAAGCAGCUCGAGGACGGCCGCACCCUCUCGGACUACAACAUCCAGAAGGAGUCGACCCUCCACCUCGUCCUCCGCCUCCGUGGUGGUGUUAUCGAGCCGACCCUCCAGGCCCUCGCCCGCAAGUACAACUGCGACAAGAUGAUCUGCCGCAAGUGCUACGCGCGCCUCCCGCCCCGCGCCACCAACUGCCGCAAGAAGUUCUGCGGCCGCACCUCGCAGCUCCGCAAGAAGAAGCAGCUCCGUUAA